AUGGCAAAAUCUACAUCCAGAGCCGAGCAUUUUCAGACAGAUGAGGAGACACAGAUCAUGCUGUGUGUCCACCAUGGAACGAGGUCAAAAGGAGCUGAGAGAGCAAGGAGACAUCGGCAACGUCAGGAUGCUGACCUGGACAGAAGAAGAAAGUACCUUGAGAAAGAGAGGGACAGAUGGAAAAAAGACAUAGAGACUGGCAAGAAGAAGGUUGUCAACAAGCCCAGUGAGAGAGAUAAUAGGGCAAAACAAAAGAAAUGGAGAGAGGCAAAAACUCAAGCCAGAGCCAGAAACAGGGCCAGUGCUUUGCUACAGUCAGAGACACCACCCAACUCAUCUGUCGAGCUGUUCUUCGUCCCAGAGUGGGAUAUUGAACCAAAGACUGAGGUACCUGCAAUAGCUGCCGUAAAAGGCACUAUGAAAAUCCACCAAGCUACCAGUCUGACACCCGGCCAGGUGAAAUACCGAGACAUUUCAUGUCUGUGUAAAAGGGAGGAAGGUGUUUUGGACUGCCCCUGCUUUAACCUCCAAGAGGUCACUCUAGCUGAUGUUCCUGUUUCAUCUGACGAGUCCCCAGCAUGUGUAAAGACACCAGAUAAACCCGGGAGACCGGAAAUGAUUGAGGGAACCACAUUGGAGAGUAGUGCGUCAUUAAUUACGACAAUGACGCAUACGCAGGUGUCAUCAUGGAUGCAGAAGGGCACAGUGUGAAAGUUAAAUCUAUGCACUGCAAUGGCAUAAACAAGUUCCAUUGGCCAAGUCUCCAGGAGGACAUCUGUUGGUACCAUGACUGCAGGUACUUUGCCUAAUACCAGAACCACAGGCUCUGAACAAGCGCUCUGCACAGAUUGAAGCGUCUGCUUGGAAGUAUGUGGAACAGCAACUGCAGAAAUGAGGCAUGUCUCUGCAGAAACGGAGAGACUGUUUGGAGACGCGUCUAAGUUUUCUCUCUGUAACAUGCUGGGUUAUUUUUUCAAUCAACUGUUCUCCACUUAACCCUUGUGCCCUCCUCAAAUUUACUACCCUCUGGACACCUUUGUGGCAAAAAGGUACACGCACAAAAAAACUGCUAUUAAAUCAUCA
Molecule: messenger RNA, 1083 nt
Organism: Epinephelus moara (kelp grouper)
Lineage: Eukaryota; Metazoa; Chordata; Actinopteri; Perciformes; Serranidae
Exons: 3
Coding region: 1-711 (236 amino acids)
Source: RefSeq, a predicted model, not a curated record